This is a messenger RNA of Triticum turgidum subsp. durum (durum wheat), 378 nucleotides long. NCBI's taxonomy places the organism in Eukaryota, Viridiplantae, Streptophyta, Magnoliopsida, Poales, Poaceae. The record is from the annotation of a GenBank genome assembly.
AUGGAUGUGCAGGAGCUGCGCUUCUGGCGGUACGUGCUUUUGGUAAUUGCGAUCGGAGAAGGCGAGCAGACAGUGACGCCGGCAGCCAUGCUGGCGACCUUGCAGCAGCAUUGCGGGGUGGUGCCGUCCGAGGUGGUCAUCGAGGUCGCGUGCCCACCACACGACCUAUGGCUGACCUUCUCAACGGAGGAUAAGUGCUCUGAGGUGCUCCUUUCAUCAAUGAAGAUCAAGUGUUGUCGGCGUUGGAUUCACUUUUCGCGUUGGUGCAGAAUGGUUCGUGCUCAGCCAGGUGCUCUGAAGUACAAGAGCAAGCUCGGCUUUGAAGGCCUUCCUAACCAGGCCUGGACGACGGCGUCCGUGAAAGAUGUUCUCAAGUAG